Toxoplasma gondii ME49 is the source of this 1489-nucleotide messenger RNA. RefSeq lists its product as hypothetical. Bases 118 to 1077 code for a protein of 319 amino acids. The transcript has 2 exons. The record is from RefSeq and is a predicted model, not a curated record. NCBI's taxonomy places the organism in Eukaryota, Apicomplexa, Conoidasida, Eucoccidiorida, Sarcocystidae.
UAUUCGGCUCGCCUCUCGCGCGUGCAUUAUUCCCUCAUGUUCACUUGUCCUUGUUCAUUUCCUGCAAAAGACGAGCUACAUCCAUUCUCAAGCAGGUUUGGGGCGGGCUGGCGUUGAAUGUCCCAACCAAUCAAAGACGAUUUUGACGAACAGUACACAGUUUGCUUUUGCCAGCUCUUCUCUCCACUUCAGCUUAUGGCCUGGCCUUCAGUCGAAACCAGUCAACCGAGGACGUUUCGAACGAUAGAGCGACAGACUAAAUUUUGUCUCUCGCCCGCCAAAAUGCCAAAGUUUCGCUACGCUUUGUUUGUCACGGCCCUGGCUGCUGCCCUAGUGAUUGGUACCGCAUGCUUCGCCAGAGUAGUAUCGGCUGAUAAUGGGAUGGUGGUGAACGAGCAGAACUUGAAAGGCACUACGCUUCAGAUGGCGGACGGAGUCAGGAAUCUGCUAGAACACUUCCAUGAACAGCAUGAAAGUUUCGAAACUGGAUCUGCAUCGCACAGAGAGUUGGGAAGUGUCCUGCAGUUGCCAAUGUACUACCUGGAGGAGCUAAUGGCACAUCUGGAGCGUUUCAUUGCAAGUGGCGCUUUGCAAGUGCCAUUUCAGCAGACACAAGAGAUUCCACCAGCGGCGUCAUCUCCUCAGGCGGCAGAUGUGUCGCCCUCAGUCGCUGAGAAGAAGCGGACACGCGGCGGAAACUCUGAGGUCCGAGUCUUUAUGAAUGUUCCACCACUAACAAUGCUGCAGAAGAUCUGUCAUGGGUACAGGAGUAUCUGCACUGCCGAAUUCGAGGACUCUCUAUUUCAGGCAAUAUCCGCUUCUGCAAAUGAUCCAAGCUUUACAAAGGAUCGCCUGAAGCUGGCAGGCAUUUCUGCGAGGAACGCUGGUGUUGAGCAAAUUGUGAUCAUAACAGAUGAUGGCAAUCUCCGGCUCGCUGAGCUCGCAAAGCAGGCAAUACUCGAUAUUGCGAAGUGUCGUACUGAUCCAUCAUUGCCGAUAUGUCAGACUGCUACAGGAAACCAUCUUUCAUUCCACGAAAUCAUCCCGAAAGUAACAAGUAUUCGCGCAGUACGAUGACAAAUUUUCCCACUGAUGUAUGUAUUUCAUGUUGGACGUAGCAUUUUUUGUCAGUAAACCCGAGAAAAGCCUGCUGACUUUCUGGUAACAACGGGCACGGUCUUCUACGGGCAGAUGUCAACGUUUGUUUCUUUUUUCGAGGUCUUGAGGACGUGAGGCUGCCGGUGCCUCGUCCUCUGCUUUGUCAUCGUUAGAACCACUGGCGAUGUGCAUGUUCUUGUUCAGUGGAGCGAUGUCAUUUUAGAAGCAUUGGGAAUUUGAUGCUUGGCUAAGCAGACAACAAUGGAUCCCUUGCAGGUCCGCUCCAGAAACAGGGUCCUCGUCAGGCUGCGUGAUCAGCCACCUCUGUCUCUCUGGCUUGGAAGUCGAAAGAGACCUUCAUUCGCAUACUGAACGGUGUCCGCAAGGGUCA